Messenger RNA from Cajanus cajan (pigeon pea), 3312 nucleotides. The record is from RefSeq and is a predicted model, not a curated record. Lineage: Eukaryota; Viridiplantae; Streptophyta; Magnoliopsida; Fabales; Fabaceae.
AAAAGAAGUACUAAAUUUUUUGUUUUCAUCAACUGGUUGCGUGGAGCCAUUUUUUACUUCACUCUGUGAUUGUCUGACCCGUGUGCUUUUGAAUCAUCUUUGCUUUGUUUUGCUUCUUUCUGCCACCAUUGUGUACAUUUGCUGCCAUUUUUCACAUCCAUGAUCUUUCAGUGAUUUUCUUGUCUCAACAACUACUCAUUAAACAGCACUAAGUAACUUAUACAGUGUUUUUUUUUUUUUUCUCUUUUUUUUUUGGAAGUUCAAUGUCGAUACUAUUAGCUACCCUUCUCACAAAGUCAAUGCACCGAGUGAAGUGUUUUCUUCUCCCAUGUGGAUCUGAGUCUCUUGCUUGCUCCGAGUGAACUUGGAUGAAGCUUCUCUAACCCUUCCUGGCUCCUCACCAUAAAAGUUACUUUUUUUCUUCGUGUUCUCUUUGUUUUUCAUGAGUUUCUCGUCUGGGUGUGGGGUUGGCGCUGCUGAAAGUGGUGGACGGUUGAAAGAAAAUCAAGGGUAAGCUGGGGAAACAAACAAGCCUUAUUUUUGUCUGAUGUAGACAAACUGUGAGAUCCAAGAGGACAAGACCAUAAUAUCCCCUCAAGACUCAGUCAUGUAUAGACCAUUCAUGACAUGUGAUGAUCCAAAAGGGGUUGUUGAGUGUGGGGCUAUAAGGAAAUACAGGACCAGUUCUCACAAAAUGAAGGACAAGACAAAAACUAGGAGGCCGGCAGAGGCAUCAUUGGCUACCAAACAAGACAAAGAAGAGAAGCUUUCAAAAGGAUCCACAGAAAGGUCCUUUGAUCCAUCAUCCUUGCAGCUCAUGGAGGUGUCCAGAGGGGCUCAAAGGUUGAAUAACAUGAUUGAGUCAUGGUCUAAGGGUCUUGGCUAUGAUGGAAGGUCUGAAGAUAUAGCAAAAGAUUUGCUAAAAGGGGCUCUUGACCUGCAAGAAUCUCUAUUAAUGCUUCGCAAGGUGCAAGAAGCUUCACAAAACACGGCUAGUUUGAAGAGAAAACAAGAUAGGAAGCCUGAGAGAGGCAGAUUUGAUGCAAAGGUGGUUGAUGGAACUUCACAUUGUGAUCAUUUUGGAGAACAAAGUUGUCCAAUGGGAUUCCAAAGACGUUGGGUGAACCCUUCAGCUGAUGCUUCUUCAAGUAGUUGUACUGAGGAACUCAAGAAGGUGAUUACAGAGAGCUUGGUUAGGCAAAAUUUGUUCAACACUGAAGGGUUGGAUUCAGCAUCCACAUUCCACUCUACAAACUCAAGCCAAUCCUCUGUGGCUUGGAAUGAUAGGCUUUCUGAUUCUUCUUUCUCACCCACAACUUCGAGGGGGGAAAGAGGACCUAAUCUUGUUGCCAAGCUGAUGGGCUUGGAAGAAGCCCCCUCAAGAUCAUUUCCAGCUGUUAAACAGUUGGAGAGUCCAAAGAUUCUCAAUCAGAAGAGGCCUAUGUUUGACAUAGAUAUGCCUAAGGUAAGAAAAAAUGUUGAGAAGGUUAAUCUGGAACAUAAGAUGACCUUGAGGGAAAUUCUUGAAACUACUCAUUUCAAUGGACUUUUGAAAAGUCCUGUCAGAGAGCCUAAGGUUCAGGUUCAUCAUUUCAUUGAUCCACAUUAUAAACAUGUUGGUGAUUUACCUCCCAUUGUGCUUAUAAAACCGCGAUGUACUCCAUAUCAGGAAUGUAUGAGAAGUUAUGAGCAUGUUGUUCCUCCAGAGGAGUUACCCCUUAGAAAUCUAAAAUCAAAAGCAGUCCCUUCCCAAAUUUUCCAACACAGAGAAGGCUCAACCGCCAACAUGGGGAAAAAAAUGGAAGAAUAUGUAUCCAAAAGGCUUGCCAAAGAGGAAAGAACUAAGGUCCUCAGAGAGGUUGUGGAACUGAAGGAAAAAGAAAUCAAGCCUGUUGAAAAUGAGAAGGCUCCAGGAGGGAAGGUAAAACUGCAUUGUCAUGUCAGUCACAAAUCACAGGUAAAUGAAAAUGUUGAUAAAAAAGCUAAGGUAAAGGGCAUUACCAAUAUUAUUAGCAGAAAGCUACCACAAAAAGAGGUUUCAAAGCCUAAAGUUGUGGCAAAAUCUCAUGAUCAAGGAGAAAUCAGCUCAACUAGUACAAAGUUGAGGAAGCCACAAAGUGGGUCCAGAAUUGACAAGAAUGAGAUUCCACUUAGAAAGAUCACUGCUUCAAAUUCAAACACCAUCUCAAAACCAAAGAGUCAGAAAAUCAGCAAUUCCAAGGAACAGAGAAAGAAUCAGAUGAAGAAGCCAAGGUCUGCUGUUGCUGAGCCUGAAGCAGCUAAACCAGUUGAGGAACAGUUAGAACAAGAACAACCAAAGAGUGUUGAUGUUUCUUGUAAAGAUGAUUGCCCUGAGAUUAAAAUAAUCACUACAAUAACAGAUGAUCUCGCAAUUGAGUGUGAAAAAAUACAUGCAACUUCAAAUAAGAUUACAGAAAAUUGUGAGCAAAGCCAGAGUUCUUCCGGUGAUGAUAUUUUGAUGCUAAAAUCUGAACAUGAAAAUGAACCUUUCCCUGCUGAGGAAUCUCAAGACAGCACAAAUAUCAGUGAAACAAAUUGCAACAAGCCUGACAAAGACUGUGAUGAGCUGAAAUAUACGCUUCUAACUAGCCAAUCAUUUAUUGAACACGCAGAGGAGUUCCUCGAUCUUGAAGUUGAUUGUCUCAAGAUCCUACCAAGAAGUGAAACCAAGGAAAUAGCCAAUCUCAGACUUUAUUUGGAUUGUGCAAAUGAACUCACUGAGAGCAAAAGCCUUCAGGGGUCACAAGCACUUCACCCUUUAUUGCUAACUUGUUCAGGGAAUCCAAGAAUGCACAUCUCUUUAGGAAGGUUGGUUGAUGAAGUCUAUAGUGCCAUUGAGAAUCUGACAUCUUACAGUGAAAAGCUAGCUUCAGAUAAUAUCUAUGCAAUGAUGGAGAGAGAUAUAAAGAGCAACAAUGGACUGAUGAAUGGAAUAUGGAACUGGGGUUGGAGGCAUGGAUUUUCUGCAGAUGAAGCAGAGCAAGUUGUGAAUGAAGUGGAGAACCUAGUUUUAGGUGGAUUGAUUGAGGAGGUAAUUGUAAAUUUAUGAUUACAUGUUUUGAGACAGUGAUGUAUACAGCCUUUAGAUAUCAGCAUCUUCACCUUGUAUAUAAGGACUCAUUGAAAUUGAUACAAGAAAGAAGAGUUGAACCCCUUGGCUGCAGAAGUUGCAUAGUUUUGGUAUGAGAAGCUUAUGUUUUAGAAUAGUAUAAUAAUACUCAUACUAUUGAAAUAUCUAUAAUGCAUUCAUUCAUUGACCUUCCAUACUAAUAAUUUCAAGCUAUUCAUGAA